CGUAAUUAUCGAUUUUUCAUAAUGUUCAUAUCAACGUCUACCAUUUUGUGUAUAUACGUCUUCACAUUUUCGUGGAUCACCAUUGUUCGACAAACUGGCAGUUACUGGAGUGUUAUCUCAAGCGACAUCUUGUCAGUUAUCCUUGUCGUCUACUGCUUUGUAUCUGUCUGGUUCGUAGGCGGGCUGACGGUUUUCCAUAUUUAUCUAAUGUGUACCAAUCAGACGACCUAUGAAAAUUUUCGUUACCGUUACGAUAAGAAGGUCAAUCCGUUUACGAAAGGGCUUGUGGGAAACCUGAAGGAUGUGUUCUGGUCUAAGAUCCCUCCUUCGAUGAUUGAUUUCCGAGCAUGGGUAGCGGAAGACGAGGAUGCGAGCCUACAAUACAGUACUUCAGGAACUGAGAGAGGGUUCAUGAUAUCAAAGGAUAAAUUUGACUUGGAAAUGGACAUGAUGUUUCCAAAGGAAGGUAGCAUGAAGCUUCCUAAUAUGUUGCAAAAUUUGGACUACGCUGAUAUCAAUGAUGAUUUGAAGAAAAAAGAUGGCGUUGAUCGAAAUAUUGCCUAUGCGUUCCCUUCUAUGCAAGAACGGGCCUUACAAAAUUCAAUGCUAAGCGAUUUGAAGGAUAAGAGAACUCAGUAGUAGCACUGUAAUCCAAUCUCAUUACCACCAACAUUCUUGGAGACAACAAAGGUCUCGUGGAGAUAUUUCCUCCAAAACGAUAACGAUAGCAGACGACGGAUUGAGCAUGGAUGUCGAUGUCGACUUGUUUUGAUUAGGGAUAAACUGUAAAAGGGAUUUGGGAGUGGAUUUCAUGAGGAAAUGAUUUGUAAGUAAUGUGUGUAGAAUCAGCUUCAUUUUCCUCUUCAUUUCUAUGUUGUCCUAAAUCUACACUAUGAAUUGAGUCAGUCCCAAGAGAAUUUGAAAAUACUUGUACCUUUACAAUAGUUUAUUGAGCUCAACAUUGUGAUUUCUGUAACAUAUAUUUUUUUUAUACCUAAAAUACAACCUUUCAUUGUAUAAAGAUUUGAAAUGCGAGCGUAUUUGAUAGA
Messenger RNA from Cucurbita pepo subsp. pepo (vegetable marrow), 1049 nucleotides. NCBI's taxonomy places the organism in Eukaryota, Viridiplantae, Streptophyta, Magnoliopsida, Cucurbitales, Cucurbitaceae. The record is from RefSeq and is a predicted model, not a curated record.